This is a messenger RNA of Xyrauchen texanus (razorback sucker), 1837 nucleotides long. RefSeq names its product eukaryotic translation initiation factor 4E family member 2 (gene eif4e2). The transcript is spliced from 8 exons. The record is from RefSeq and is a predicted model, not a curated record. Gene Ontology annotation, cellular component: eukaryotic translation initiation factor 4F complex; cytoplasm. NCBI's taxonomy places the organism in Eukaryota, Metazoa, Chordata, Actinopteri, Cypriniformes, Catostomidae. Gene Ontology annotation, molecular function: RNA 7-methylguanosine cap binding; translation initiation factor activity. Gene Ontology annotation, biological process: translational initiation. The coding region runs from base 87 to 797 and encodes 236 amino acids.
CACAACUGGUGCGCGCCGCCGUUGCUGCGGAAUUGACAGGGCUGCGGUCGGCGCAAGAGCAGAACCCAACACCUACCUAGAAGAUAAUGAACAACAAAUUUGACGCCCUGAAAGAUGAUGACAGCGGAGACCAUGACCAGGACAACAGCUCACCGAAUGACGGGGAGACGGACAGAAAUGACGAAGAUGACAAGGAUUCAAACACUACCAAGAGAAAGGCAGUGGUCCCAGGGGCUGGUGAACACCCUCUUCAGUACAACUACACGUUCUGGUAUUCUCGUCGCACACCGGGACGACCAGCCAGCACACAGAGCUACGAACAGAACAUCAAACAGAUUGGCAGCUUUGCUUCGGUGGAGCAGUUCUGGCGUUUUUAUAGUCACAUGAUCAGACCAGGUGAUCUGACUGGCCACAGUGAUUUCCACCUGUUUAAGGAAGGAAUCAAGCCCAUGUGGGAGGAUGAUGCCAAUAAGAGUGGAGGUAAAUGGAUCAUUCGGCUGCGUAAAGGCCUGGCAUCACGUUGCUGGGAAAAUCUGAUCUUGGCCAUGCUGGGGGAGCAGUUCAUGGUUGGCGAGGAGAUCUGUGGGGCCGUCGUGUCUGUUCGUUUCCAGGAGGAUAUCAUUUCUAUCUGGAAUAAGACAGCCAGUGACCAGGCCACCACUGCACGCAUUAGAGACACUUUACGCAGAGUUCUCAAUCUGCCUCCAAAUACCAUUAUGGAGUAUAAAACACACACCGACAGCAUCAAAGCUUGGGAGGAUUUCCAUGGUCUUGUAAAUGCAAGUGGAGGCCGCUAGAUUUUCAUUCUGAGAGUGUGUGAUAGGGACGUGUCCAAGGACGAUAACCUGAUAAUUGAUUUUCUGUUUUAAAACAAACAAAAAGUGACAUCAUGAAAAUGGUCUUCAUGAGACAUUUUACUGUGGACGACUUCUGGAUUCAGUUGUUUAUCAUCCGAACACAUCACCUGAAAGCUGUCAUAGAAGAGGCAGGAACCAAAUCAUCUAAAUGCAAAAGAAUGUUUUCUGCUGAGCCAAUGGGCUGAGAUAUCAGAGAGAAAUGGAGGAAGCCAGUGGGACCACAUAGUUCAGCCACUGUGACAUGAACUAAUGGCUGGGAUCUGCCAACAGUUGUUCUGAAGUUUUAACAUGGCCUUGUGUAGUAGUCACAUUUACCUGAAUUAGCAUCUGAAUAACAAAAAAAGGGCAGAAAGACAGAAUAUGUUUAGGUCACACUGAUGGGACAAUUUUACUAGUGCAGUAUUUUAGCUACAGUGUUAAUUGUUUUAACUUAGAACUGUUGUACAAAAAAAGAAUUAUAUUUCUAAACCUAUUUGGAGAGAUCUAUAAUGGAAACGUUUUAUUUCUCCUGAGUUGAGAGAGUGAAAACCCAAAGGACAAUGCCCUCCCUGGGGUGGGCAUGGUGGGUACCAAGCUGCCUGAUUCACUGUGCCUGGCCUGUAGGCCUUCGCCUCUGGCAAAACGGAUCACUGAUUUUUAAAAUCACUCAACAUCCUGGUAUUCUGAUGGGGAAGGGAUACUGGAGGUAUCAGAGUGGCAUCAUUGCUCCAGUGUUCUUUCAAGAGAAGAACCCCAAGCUCUGGUCUAGAAUCAUUUGAAACCACUCAAACAUAAUUCACAGAUAUGAAUGCUAACAUUGAUCUGGAGUUAAUGGGGGCUGAAUGGGCUCUAGUAUCAACACAUACUUUAUAUUGCCUGAAAUUCAGUGCUGGACAAAGUUGUAUUUGAGGUAUAUAAACAGGGAAAUGGAAAGUUGGUUUGUAAUUAAGAUUGAUCAUAGCAAUAAAUGUUGAUUAUGCAUCUGCUGCUAAUUUCCAACU